Messenger RNA from Pararge aegeria (speckled wood butterfly), 1638 nucleotides. It is a transcript of the gene CPG13, whose product is annotated as proline-rich protein 4-like. Bases 127 to 1206 code for a protein of 359 amino acids. The transcript has 2 exons. The record is from RefSeq and is a predicted model, not a curated record. Lineage: Eukaryota; Metazoa; Arthropoda; Insecta; Lepidoptera; Nymphalidae.
GAACGCAUUCCUGGUCGUAAUGUCCAUGUAAUGGUGAUAAGAAAUUAAUACUCGAUAUUUAACGCUAAGCAUUAAACCUAAAAACGUGAUUCUUUAGAACUGUGUGGUGCAACGGUUUUGUUGUGGAUGAUCUAUUUAGUUUUCCUGCUGGUAGCAGCUGUGGCUGCCAGCGAGAAGAAGUCAAUAGAGAAGAAGGAGGGCCUCGAGAAGAAGUUGGACAAACGAGGUCUUUUAAACCUCGGCUAUGGUUACGGUAUCAGCGGACUCGACGUCGGCUACAUCGGUAGCGGCCAUGGCUUCGGUGGUGCUUACAACUUCGUCGACGAAGGAUCUCUAGCGCACUCCGGAUAUGGAAUCGACCUCGGUCACCGCACUGACGUCACCAGAACCGUCACACUCGUCAAAGGAGUCCCAUACGCUGUACCAGUCGACCGGCCAGUUCCCUACCCCGUCGAGAAACACGUUCCCUACCCCGUCAAGGUCCCAGUGCCCCAGCCUUACGAAGUCGUCAAGCACGUGCCCGUUCACGUCAAGGAAUACGUCAAGGUUCCCGUACACGUACCCGCCCCUUACCCAGUAGAAAAGAAAGUGCCUUACCCCGUCCACGUUCCCGUCGACAGGCCUUACCCCGUCAAAGUGUUGGUGCCCCAGCCUUACCCCGUUGAGAAGCAUAUACCUUACCCCGUUAAGGUGCACGUCCCUCAACCCUACCCCGUGGAAAAACAUGUGCCAUAUCCCGUAGAAGUUAAAGUGCCCGUUCCCCAACCUUACCCAGUAAUCAAGCACGUCGGAUACCCUGUCAAAGUGCCCGUUGACAGGCCUUACCCCGUACACGUGCCCGCUCCUUACCCCGUUGAAAAGCCUGUGCCAUACCCAGUGCAUGUUGAAAAGCCCGUGGCCGUACCUGUCCAUGUCCCCGUAGACAGGCCUUACCCCGUCCAUGUAGAGAGACCCGUAGCCGUGCCCGUUAAGGUACCAGUCCCAGAGCCUUACCCAGUGUACAAACACAUCCCCUAUGAGGUAGAAAGGCCCGUGCCCGUCCCAGUCAAGGUGCCCGUCGACAGGCCUUACCCCGUGCACGUAGACAGGCCUUACCCCGUCCACGUAGAGAAGCCAGUCCCAGUCCCAGUGAAGGUUCCAGUGCUGAUCAACGAGCAUGAGCACAGCGGCCACUACAACUUCGGAGGCUCCUACUACGAGCACUAAACUAGGUUAAUUAAAUAGUUUGUUACUUUAUUAUUCGCCAAUGUCACGCUAUUUAUAUCUCGCCAAACAAAGAUUUGAACCGUUAGAUAUGCCCACUUCCUAAUUUCACGUGGGCGAAAUUUUUCCAUCGUGAAAUGUGUGAGCUCAUCCUUAUAACAAUACUGCAUAAAAAAAGUAUCCAAUCUAUUAAGACACGUGGCUAAACGAAGUGUCUACUUGACACUUAACGUGAAAACAGUGAAAUAUUUUUUCGGGGUCAAGGCAUAUCUUCGAUUGAAACCUUUGUCGCCAAGCAGCGGCCGGGACACCAGCAAAAUUUUCUAUUGACUAUUUAUACUGUCCUUCUAUGAGAUUUCACGUCAUAUAAGCGUACAGAAGGUACGCCGUGUACGUGUAUUAUAUGUGAUGCAAAUGUUACCAUUAAUAGGUUAA